AUGUCAUCCAUUGGCUCUGGGUAUGAUUUGAGUGCCUCACAAUUUUCACCGGAUGGUCGCGUGUUUCAGGUUGAAUAUGCAAAUAAAGCCGUGGAAGCUAGUGGAACUGUGGUUGGUCUCCGUUGUAAAGAUGGUGUUGCAUUCGCCGUAGAAAAAAUAAUUACAUCACGAUUAUAUGAAAAAGGUUCCAGCAAGCGUAUUCACAAUGUUGAUAAACAUAUCGGCAUGGCAGUUGCCGGUCUUUUAGCUGAUGCAAAACAAAUAUUGACAGUAGCACGUGACGAAGCGAAGCAGUAUAAAUAUGAUUAUGGUGUAUCGAUUCCUGUUAAAUAUUUAGCUGAUCGUCUUUCAAUGUACAUGCAUGCCUAUACUUUGUAUGGAUUUGUUCGACCAUUUGGCUGUCAAGUGUUUUUGGCAUCAUACGAACACGAUGGACCGCAAUUGUAUGUUGUUGAACCAUCCGGUGUUAAUAAUGGUUAUUUUGGAUGUGCUGUUGGCAAAGCUCAACAAACAGCUAAAACAGAAAUUGAAAAACUAAAGUUAAACGAUAUGAAACUGGAAGAUGGUAUUAAAGAAGCAGCAAAAAUUAUUUAUCAAGUACACGAUGAAGUUAAAGAUCGUAUGUUUGAACUUGAAUUAAGUUGGGUAGGAAAAAAUACAGAAGGCAAACAUGAAAAAGUACCGACUAGCGUUUAUGAAGAUGCCGAGAAAUAUGCAAAGGCAUCAUUAGAAGAAGCCAGUGAUGAUGAUGAAGAAAUGUGA
Messenger RNA from Didymodactylos carnosus, 762 nucleotides. The record is from the annotation of a GenBank genome assembly. NCBI's taxonomy places the organism in Eukaryota, Metazoa, Rotifera, Eurotatoria, Philodinida, Philodinidae.